ACUCAUCCAUUAUUAUUAUUAUCAACUUUCGUAUACUCUCAUCUCAAAAUACUAGAGUAAAAUAAAAGAGAGAAUUGAAGAAAAGAUGUUGGCAAUAUUUCACAAGGCAUUUGCACACCCACCACAAGAACUAAACUCACCAUCAUCAAACUACAAGCAAAAACCAAAGCACCCGCAAGAAACACUUCAACAAUUCCUGUCCGUACACCCAGGAAACACAUUCUCCAUGACAUUUGGUGAAUCAGCUGUUUUGGCUUAUGUCAAACCAGAUCACACAAAUAAUAAUUACCAACAACGUUUGUUUACUGGCUUUGAUGAUAUUUACUGUUUGUUCUUGGGCAGUUUGAACAACUUGUGUUCACAAAUAAAACAAUAUGGGCUUUCCAAAAAUACAAAUGAGGCCAUGUUUGUGAUUGAAGCGUAUCGUACUUUACGUGAUCGUGGACCUUAUCCUGCUGAUCAAGUUAUUAAAGAUCUUGAUGGCAGCUUUGCUUUCGUUGUUUAUGACAGUAAAACCGGCACUGUUUUUACUGCCCUGGGAUCGGAUGGAGGGGUGAAGUUGUACUGGGGGAUAGCGUCGGAUGGGUCGGUGGUUAUAUCUGAUGAUUUAGAGGUUAUUAAAGCUGGUUGUGCCAAGUCUUUUGCACCAUUCCCUAAAGGGUGUAUGUUUCAUAGUGAAGGGGGAUUGAUGAGUUUUGAGCAUCCAAUGAACAAGAUAAAGGCAAUGCCGAGGGUGGAUAGCGAAGGGGCCAUGUGUGGGGCUAAUUUCAAAGUGGAUACCUACUCCAGGGUCAAUUCUAUCCCACGCAGAGGAAGUGAAACUAAUUGGACUACUCAAUGGGAUAAUCAUUGCUAAUUAGUCAUUAGAGAUCUUAAUUAACUCUUGAUCUCAAUUGAUCUUCCAUUUUACAUUUUGAGGUUUUUUUUUUUGAGUGUGUGUGUUUCUUCUUGAAUGUAAAUAUUCAGUUAAUAAUUUUGGGAAUAAUCUGGCAAUGCUUUUAAUUAGUACGUACUAA
This is a messenger RNA of Erigeron canadensis, 1016 nucleotides long. RefSeq names its product stem-specific protein TSJT1-like. The coding region runs from base 86 to 856 and encodes 256 amino acids. NCBI's taxonomy places the organism in Eukaryota, Viridiplantae, Streptophyta, Magnoliopsida, Asterales, Asteraceae. The transcript is spliced from 3 exons. The record is from RefSeq and is a predicted model, not a curated record.